Uranotaenia lowii is the source of this 1540-nucleotide messenger RNA. RefSeq names its product retinol dehydrogenase 14. The record is from RefSeq and is a predicted model, not a curated record. The transcript has 4 exons. NCBI's taxonomy places the organism in Eukaryota, Metazoa, Arthropoda, Insecta, Diptera, Culicidae. Bases 407 to 1408 code for a protein of 333 amino acids.
UGGCACAAUUGACUGGCAAGUCGAUGCCCGUCAGUAGACAAUUACACCUGCGAUCCGCGAGUAGGUACUGGACUUUUUUGUACUGUUGCUGCUGCUGCUCAAAACCUAAACAGAUUCGGCUAAGAAGUUUUCUACCAUCCGCUGUAUCCGCUUUGUUUGGAAGAUUGUUCAAGAACUCUCUACUGGGUACUCAUUACCAGUAAUUAAUUGGAAGCGAGUUGAUACCGGCUGCUUGGAGCGUCUGAAUUGGCUACGUCACCAAAAAACAUUUGAGGAGGUUAUUUCGUAAUAACCUUUGUCUGGGAGAGGAUCAAGAGUUCUUCGAGAAGUUGAAUACGCAUGCUGGACUCCAGGAUGAUUGCUCCUCAGAGCUACUGAUUUUCUCACGAACCAAAGCCACUGAGCAAUGUCCGUGUUCGAUUGGGACAGCCCCGUUAGUAUAGCAGCAUACGUAGUGACAUCGAUAGCAGUGUUUCUGUCCGUUUUCAAGACCUACCUGUAUCUCACCUGUGGAAAGAUCACCAACAGUCGCAACAUGGAAGGCAAAACCGUCAUCAUCACCGGUGCCAACUCCGGCAUCGGCAAGGAAACCGCCCGGGAUCUGGCGAAACGGGGCGCCCGAGUCAUCAUGGCCUGCCGGAACAUGGAAACGGCCAAGGAAGCUCGCGAACAAAUCAUCGCAGAAUCACAAAACAAAAAUGUCGUCAUCAGGCACAUCGACAUCAGUUCGCUGGCAUCGAUCCGAGCCUUUGCCAAGGAAAUUGAAGAUUCGGAAUCGGUGGUAGAUGUGCUGAUCCACAAUGCCGGAGUGGCCCAAGGAUUCAAUAAUAAGUCGACGGCCGACGGUCUGGAGCUAACGAUGGCAACCAAUCACUAUGGUCCGUUCCUGCUGACCCAUCUGCUGAUUAACAUGCUCCGGAAAGCGGACCAAGGACGCAUCAUCACUGUCUCCUCCAAGCUGUAUCGAUACACCGGGAUCAAACGGGAUCUCAGCAACAUCAAUCCGUUGAACUAUUUCUCGCUGUUCCCGGUCAAGCUGUACAAUCUGUCCAAAUUUGCUGAAAUCAUGUUCACUCAAGAGCUGGCUCGACGCCUCAAGGGCACCCGAGUGACAGCCAAUUGCCUACACCCAGGGGUAAUCGAUACCGGAAUCUGGCGUAAUGUACCUUUUCCUCUAAGCAUCCUCUUCAAGCCGAUCCAGUUGUGCUUCCGAACACCGGAAGAGGGAGCUCGGACAACGGUUCAUCUGGCCGUUUCCGCUGACGUGGAGCACAUCACCGGCAAAUACUUCCGACGGUGCCAGGUAGAGGAGCUAAACAAGCGAGUUCAAGACGUGGACAUCCAGAAACGCUUCUGGGAGGCCUCCAAGCUGUUGGUUAAGCUGCAGGACAGUGAUCCAAAGAUUUGAAGAGAUUUGGCCUGAGAUUUUUAAAAUCGUUUCAAUUACAGGAAUCAUCAGUUUCAUCAGAUUCUUUUUCCACAUCCUCGGUUCAAAGACUUCAUUCUUUCAUGUGUGUAUAAAACCAGUGAUUAUACUAAA